CCGCCAAUGACCACAGAAGAAGAAGAAGAAGAAGAAGAAGAAGAGGCGCGCUCAGUGUCUGAAUUUGAAUCACACAGUGAAGCUGCACGCAUCCAGUGGCACCACAAUGGCUCAAGGUCAUAAGUUUCAGGACCUGGAGGAGACGGGGAAAGUGUUGGUGGACUUCAUCAACAGCAGCCAGCCGAAGAUACUGAGACGAGUGAGAGAUGAACACCAGGCUCUUUUUGAUCAACACGUAGAAACAAAAAAGAUUGUGACACAGAUUUUAAAAGAUGUGGCUCAGAUUGAGGAGAGUGCAGGUCAAAGGCUGCUGGACAUGGAGGAGGAGAAGAAGCAAAGGGAGCAGGAGCUUGAGAGCCUGGAGGAGCAGCUGAGGCAGUGCACAGCCAAGAGCCAGAUGACUGACUCAGAACUACAAUUUCUGCAGAGAGAGUUGGAGAAUCUGAGAAACACCGAACACGAGCUGGAGACUCUUCAGAACGAGGUGGAAGAAGACACAACUGAGGUCAUCCCCUCAGCAGUAUACGUGGCUCAGCUGUACUACGUAAUUUCCAAGAUCAAGUGGGAAUACGACACACAGCCCAACAUCUUAAGAGGAGUGCACUACGGUGCCGACCUGGCGACGCCCAUCAACAUCGACACCUCGCUGCGUUCUCGUAAUGAUGUAAGCGACCAGCUGUGGGGCUUUGUCAGCACUGAGUGGUAGAUGGAGGGCGGUGGUGGUGUCAGAAAUGUGUACAUUGUUUUUGUUUGUCUUUAUAUUUGUUUGACUUCUUCUUUUCUUUACAACAUUUACACUGUUUUAUGAUUAAAUAUGUCAGACCUUAUUCUUUUCGUAGUUCUGUAUUUAUAUCUCAGCAACACAGACUCAUCUGCAGAGCGGCCACUAGACGGCGCUGCAGAGCUGUUUUUAAUAUGCCCACAUGGUUUCCUUUUAAUCACACAAACUCAUGAGACAUUGCAAAGAGAUGAGCUGUUUUUAAAAGCAGAGUUUUUGUUAUAGUUUCAUAUUUUGGUUACAAGAUGAGCAGAAUCCGUUAGCUGAUGAAAACUGUGAGACACUGUCGAAAGCUUUAGAAGAGGCCUGUAUGCGUGUGGAUUAGUCAGACUAGUUUCACUAUAGUUUAGGCCCGUGGUUCCCAACUUUGUUUUGUCAGAUGAACCUCCACCCAAGAUCAUGAAAGUCCUGGAAAUGUUAUGAUAAUAGAAAAUCUGGAAACGGUUUGGAAUUGACAGAAUGUUUUAGAAAAGUCUUAAAUAUACAUUUGCUUUGGCUGUUGUUCAAAAAACGUUCAUGAAAAUCCCAAAACAUGUUGAAUGUUAUGCAGAAUAUGUUCCUAGUGUCACUGAUUUACAAUCUAGUGCUGCACCGUGACUGUUGAAACAUCUCCAGUAUCACAUGAUGUUCACAGUCUGGACCAGUGUUGUGUCAUUGCCAAGGUCACGCCGCCUUUUGGGGGAAAGAGAAAAAUGUCACAUAGAACGUUAACCUAACUUUCUACUCUGAGAUUUGAGACACUUAAGACACUUGAAUAUUUACUGUCAGUGUGGUGAAUAUGUAAAUGAUGCUGGUGACAGUUUCUACUCAUGGGUAGCUAACGUUAGCUUGAGUGGGAGGCUCAUACCACAGAGCUUAGUCUCAGCCACGAUGAAACAGUUGGCUGUUAACAGGUUACUUCACUAUAUAAACUAUACAAGAAAUAUCUGCCCACUGUGUUUGGUCAGGUCUGUCUGUGGUGAAAUUCAACACGUUAUUCUGUUUAUUCUAUUCUACAUAAUAUGGUCUUAAUUUUAACAUUUAAAAAUCUAUUUGUGUAAAGAUAAUAUGGACGGGGAGGACUGGUGGUGGCUUUGUACACAGCUGAAUGCUUCCAAUAAUAAGAUGGGUUUUGAACAAGCUGCUCUCUACCAGUGGUUCUCCUCAGUCAUUAGCUCAAGGUCCACACAAUUUAAUAUAUUCAGUUCAGAACCAGUUAGCUGUCUCUGUCAAGUAGCUGUCCAUUCGUCACUCACUCUACAGCAGGAAAUGGCACUUCAAAAUAAAAAGCUCUGUACUGGAAAUUUGCUUCACUUGAGAAAUACAGUGUGUUUUUUACAAUGUUGACAUGUUUGCGAGUCACUUGCGGUCCAUUCAGAAUGAGCCCAUAACCAAACAGUUGGGAACCACUGCUCUAUACGUAUCGGUUUCACUUUACGGUUACUGGUAUGCUUCGUUUUUACACCAGUGGUUCUCAGACUGUUUUCAAUAAUGUACUGUCUUUGAUACUUUUGAUAGAAACACAGUGAACAAUGUGACUGUUUGUUGCAGCAGUUAACGAUUGCACUGAAAAUAGGAAUAUUGAAUAUAAAAUAUGCUUUACUGAACUUAGAUUUACAUUUUUUAAUUAAACUCAUUUUAGGAAUUAUACAUGACUGAUAUUUUUGAAAUAAAAAAUAAAACCUCACAUACCCUCUGCAGUACUCCACAGUAUCUCUAGGGGUACUCAUACCCUCAUUUAAGAAACUUUAACUGUGUUUCAAUCAUUUGUUCAUUACUUUUACAGCACUGUUUCAACUUCUCCACCUGCUUGCUAACUAGUUUGUACUGCCAGUUUCCACAUGUGGCGUCAGCUGGCUCAGAUUGACGAGCAGCUCUAUGGUUAAUGUAAAUUAUUACACUUUAGAUCCUGCACCACACUGAUUUGUGUUUCAAAUCAAACUUUAUUUAUAUAGCACCUUUCAUACACUUGUGCAGCCCAAAGUGCUUCACAGAGCAGCAGUAAAACAGCACAGAAAAAAUAACGAGUGAUAUUACAAAGAUAAAUGAUAAAAUAUUUAAAAUAAAUAACAUUUAAAUGAAUAAAUAAACACAAAAAUGGCUGUAGUUUAUUUUCCCUCCUAGCACAAACGUGGAUAGUUAUAUAGUAGUACAGGACAUUUUAUUGUUUUGAAAAAUAAUAUUCAUUUAUUUUAUUUAUAAGGACAACACCCAUUAAUCAACAUGUCUGUAAAUGUGCCAGUGUUAGCCAGCUGGCUGAUUUUCAACUGCAGUCAUUUGGCAAGAUGUUCUGAACCAAUGAAAGGAUAAAAUUCACAGGUCAUGCAGAGCAGCAGUAGAAAGCAGCAUUAUUGAUAACAGGUUAACACUUAGAUUUUGUUUGGCAUUAUUCAAAGUAUGCUCCAAACAUCCCCCCAGCCCUCUCAACAUACUGAUGAAUAAAAAAAAAUUAAAGAAAAAGAAUCUUUCAGCUCACUACGAAAGGCAGCCACGCAACACCGUCCAAGAUAAUCAUGAGCAAAUGUAAUAUAUCAUAUAACAAUAAAUAAACUCAACAAAUUGCUGUUAAUAUCAUAACUACGGGUUCUAGUAUUUCGCUGUGCUGCAGUUCUGUGUGUGGUUUGUGUCAGAGGUGUUAGGGAAACACAGCAGAGGCUGCUGCUCGACUGUGUGGGUCUGAUCAAAUGCUGCGCUGUCUCUGCUUCAUUACAGAUAGAUAGAUAUAUAGAUAGAUAGAUAGAUAGACUUUAUUGCACAAGAGCAGUAAAAACAUGCUGAUACACACAUCACACUAGAAAGUGAAAAUAGUGGAAACUAUAGUGUGAUAUGAGUGUUGCGUAGGCCUCAUCACUGUGGAUUGAGCUCCUUUCACACUGCCUGUUCAAGCAGGGAAUAUCUCACCAUUAUGUCGCCUCACUGUGCAGUAUGUAAGGUACG
Epinephelus fuscoguttatus (brown-marbled grouper) is the source of this 3694-nucleotide messenger RNA. RefSeq names its product SPC24 component of NDC80 kinetochore complex (gene spc24). The coding region runs from base 107 to 706 and encodes 199 amino acids. NCBI's taxonomy places the organism in Eukaryota, Metazoa, Chordata, Actinopteri, Perciformes, Serranidae. The record is from RefSeq and is a predicted model, not a curated record. The transcript has 6 exons.